UUUUUUUUAACUCAUUUUUAUUAUCGUUAUUAUUAUUAUCGCUGUAUAAAACAGAAUCAACACCAGCCGAGAAGAGCAGACACACACAGAGAUACAGAGCCGGAGCGGCAGGUUGAGUUACUGCAGCGGCGGAGGAGCAGCAGAGAGAGAUCACUGUUUUGCAUGGGGCACGUGCAGGGGACUGAGGUGCCCGUGCCUUGUGUUGACAUGAGGAGACAUGGUGAACCGGAUAAACUUCCAGUGAUGAACUAUACAGUAACUACAGGUCACUAGUGCUGUGUUCAUUAAAGCAGAGGCUGACAUGGAGAAGAUGAGCUGUCCUAGCACGGUCAGCGGCCGAACCAUGUUCUGCCACCUGGACGCUCCGGCCAAUGCCAUCAGUGUAUGCCGGGAUGCUACACAGGUGGUAGUUGCUGGACGGAACAUCUUUAAGAUCUAUGCGCUGGAGGAGGACAGCUUUGUGGAGCGUCUGAAUCUCCGCGUGGGCCGCAAGCCCUCACUGAACUUCAGCUGUGCUGAUGUGAUGUGGCACCAGAUGGAGGAGAACCUGCUGGCCACGGCUGCCACCAAUGGGGCAGUGGUGACGUGGAACCUGGCGCGGCCGUGCCGCAACAAGCAGGAGCACCUGUUCACAGAGCACAAACGCACUGUAAACAAGGUGUGUUUCCACCCGACUGAGGUCCACAUGCUGCUGUCUGGAUCGCAGGACGGUUUCAUGAAGUGCUUCGACCUGCGCAAGAAAGAAAGUGUCAGCACCUUCUCUGGUCAGUCGGAGAGUGUUCGAGAUGUGCAGUUUAGUAUGAAGGAUUAUUUCACGUUCGCAGCAUCAUUUGAGAAUGGUAAUGUGCAGCUUUGGGACAUUCGCAGACCCGACCGCUAUGAGAGGAUGUUCACAGCACACACAGGGCCAGUUUUCUGCUGCGACUGGCACCCUGAGGACAGAGGAUGGCUGGCUACAGGUGGUCGGGACAAGAUGGUCAAAGUGUGGGAUAUGACGACCAAUAGGGCCAAAGAGAUCUAUUGUGUGCAGACCAUCGCUUCAGUGGCACGGGUCAAGUGGCGUCCGGAGCGGCGCUGGCAUCUGGCCACCUGCUCUAUGAUGGUGGACCACAACAUCUACGUUUGGGACGUCCGUCGCCCUUUCAUCCCCUUUGCCACUUUCGAGGAGCACAAGGACGUCACUACAGGGAUUGUCUGGCGCCACCAGCACGACCCCUACGUGCUGCUGUCUGGCUCCAAGGACAGUACGCUCUACCAGCACAUGUUCAAGGACGCCAGUCGGCCUGUUGACCGGGCCAACCCCGAGGGGCUCUGCUUCGGACUGUUCGGUGACCUGGCCUUUGCGGCCAAGGAGAGCCUGAUGACGGGUGAGGCUGGACGCAAGCCGUACCCAGCCGGCGACCGCCGCUACCCCAUCUUCUUUUUUAAGAAGCCGGAUGUGACGGAGCAGUUUGCGCAGGUGGCGAGUGCUCUGAGCGUGUUUGAGAGUGAGUCGGACGGCAGCAGCAGAAUGGACUGGUUCAUUAAGACAGCCCGCAGGUAUCUGCUGAGUGGGAAACCCUUCGCUGAACUCUGUGACCACAACGCUAAGGUCGCCAAGGAGCUGAAUAGACCUCAGGUGUCUACCACAUGGACCAUGCUACGAAUCAUGUUUUCUGACCCAGGAAACCCAGCCCCACCAGCCAAUCACAACAUGAGUAAACUGGGAAAUAUCCCCCUCAUGAACAGUUUUAAUCUGAAGGAGAUGAGUUCUGCUCUGAACGAGAGAAACAAAGAGAACCGACAGGAUAACCUACACAACCUGGAGACAAACCUCAACAAUGACGAGAAUGAAGAGACGGAGGGCAGCGAUGGUCAGGCUGAGUAUCUGUUUGGAGAUGCUGAGUUGGACGAUGAUGACCUCUAUAGCAUGGAGCAUGAAAACCAGGCAGAGGAGGCAGAGUUUUCUCUCCCUCAGGAAGCGUUUCCUCUGAGGCAUGAGAUCGUGGACCACCCGGCCGCCCCAGAGCCUCCAGCCGAGAAGCCGGAGUCUCCGCAGGUGAGCGGGAGCGAGGCGGAGAGUUUCUGCCUGACACCCAUGGAAUCCUUCAGCCUCAUCUCCGUCUCCCAGCUGCUCUACCAGCCUCAGCUGACCCCCAGCUUCUUCAGCCCCGUCGUCAGGGAGAUGCUGGACCACUAUGCUGAGCAAGGAGAUGUGCAGAUGGCCGUGUCCGUCCUCAUUGUGCUCGGAGACCGCAUUCGCAAGGAGAUCGACGAGCUCACGCAGGAACACUGGUACAUGUCCUACAUUGACCUGCUGCAGCGGUUCGAGCUGUGGAACGUCAGUAAUGAAGUGAUUAAACUAAGCACCUGCAGUGCAAUCACCUGCCUGAACCAGGCCUCCACCACUCUGCACAUCAACUGCAGCAACUGCAAACGACCCAUGAGCAAUAAGGGCUGGAUCUGUGAUCGGUGUCACCAGUGUGCGAGUGUGUGUGCAGUGUGUCAUCAUGUGGUUAAGGGCUUGUUCGUCUGGUGUCAGGGCUGCAGCCACGGAGGCCAUCUGGAGCACGUCAUGGAGUGGCUCAAAAGCUCCAACCACUGUCCGGCAGGCUGCGGGCAUCUGUGUGAAUACACCUGAAACACACACCCACACUUCCUUUUUCUCUAUGCCUUAAAUUAAAGACAUUCUUUCUCACAUUCAGUCACACACACUUGGCACUUUGACAGUAGCCUAAACCAGCAGGGUGUGUAUGUUUUUGGAUUACAUUAUAAAGGUACUGAGCUGUAAACAAGUGAAGGGCUGUGACUGAAAUGGAUCCCUACUCCCACAUUAGUAUUGCACUAUAUAGGGGGUAGAAACAAGUAAAUUUGGAUACUCAAAUCAUCAUUUACGUGUCAGCACCAGUCGCAUAGAGGCGUCUUAUUGCAUAGACGAAUCUUGUUUUUUUUUUUUUUUUUUCACCAUUUUCUCCCCAAUUUACAAGGCCAAUAACCCAACCCACUCAUUAGGACUCCCCCUUUCACUAGUGACGUCCCAACACACCAGGAGGAUGAAGAUUAGUACAUGUGACACAUGUGAAGUCAGCCACCGCCUCUUUUCAAACUGCUGCUGAUGCAGCAUUGCUGAGUAGUAUCACAGUGCACUCGGAGAAAAGUGCAGCAACUCGGUUCCGAUACAUCAGCUCACAGACGCAGCCUUGUGCUGAUCAACAUCACCUUUUGGAGUGAUGUGGGGAGAGAGCGCCAUCUACCCACCCAGAGAGAGCAAAGCCAGUUGUGCUCUCUCAGGGCUCUGGUAGCUGAUGGCAAGCUACAUGAACAGAAUUCGAACCAACAUUCUUCUUAUCUUAUCAUAGUGUCUGAACUUAGCCCGCUGGACCACUCAGAGACCCAGACGAGUCGUGUUUAAAGCUCCGCACACAGUUAAUAAGUGAUUACUGUUUUUUUUUUUUGCUUAUAAAACAUAAGCCAUAUUAACAAAGUAUAUGAGAAAAUGAAGGAAAUUCACAGAAUUCAGUGGCUCACACUUUCACCGGCUUGUGUGAGCAGAUUCUGUUGCUUGUGCUGCUUUCAAGUCAUGUCAAAAAUAGCAUAUUUACAAGAAGUGAGCACUGGAAUGGCACCGCAAACUCAUGUUUAACAUUUUUUAAACACACUAAUAUAAUAACGCCCCGCAGUCCAUUUUUUAAAGGUUUACUCUCAUCCACACGUGAAAAGAUAUAAGUACAUGCUACUGAUAUUUCUACUGGAUAAUAUCAUCGCUCAUCUAAUGCUCGUGUUGCUCUUUAAGUUUUUGUUUGCAGUAAUUGUAAAUAUAUUUGAUCUCUAUUGGAAACAGAAAUAAACAAAGAAAACACAUUUUCCCAGAAUAUUUAUGUUUCUGACCAAAAAACACAAUUAUGUUGUACUUACAAAGUGUAAACUUCUGAGGAGGAUUUGAAGGCAGCACUAGUAACGAGACUCAAUUUAAUUGCGUUCUUGUCCACAGAGCUACAAUGUUUAUCAUAAAUAAAGAGUGCAGUGUGGGAGUUUAUAGUGUUCUCAAAAUCAUGUUUGAAUUUCGCUUUACAAUUCGAACAAAUGAUUCGGAAAAAUGUCUGACAUUCUCCCAAAUGCCCUAAAACAUAAAUAGGGAUCAGUCACAGCCGAGAUAAUUAACACUACGGCAAGAAAAUGAGAAACACACACACACUCCGGAUAUAUACAGCAUAUUUCUCUCAGAAGGCCUUGGACUUUUAUUUAUGUAAAGCUUUAAUAAGCAGCACCGUUCACAGACACGUGCAGCUAUGGAAAUGGGAUUUAUUUUCAAUGUGUAAAUAUUUUUAGUUUCAUUAAUCUGUUCUUGCAUUUGGAAACAUUUCUGUCGUUACUAAUAUGCAAAAUGCAGCUUUCACAUAAUAAAUGUGUUUAUUCUU
This is a messenger RNA of Astyanax mexicanus (Mexican tetra), 4397 nucleotides long. RefSeq names its product WD repeat domain 24 (gene wdr24). Gene Ontology annotation, biological process: positive regulation of TOR signaling. Gene Ontology annotation, molecular function: protein binding. Bases 302 to 2620 code for a protein of 772 amino acids. The record is from RefSeq and is a predicted model, not a curated record. The transcript is spliced from 12 exons. NCBI's taxonomy places the organism in Eukaryota, Metazoa, Chordata, Actinopteri, Characiformes, Acestrorhamphidae.